AUGUCCGCCGCGACGUCGAGCGCGUCGACGGUGACGAAAGAUUUCUUCCUCGAUGAUUUCGCGUCGAGGCAAUGGGACGACGACGGGUACAGUGGGACGCGCAUCGCGUGCGAUAAAGGGGCGUUCGUGCGCGCGGUGCAGGAGAUUGUCGACGCGCGAGGGUCGGGGGCGCUCGUGGAGGGGUACGCGCCGUUUUGUAAACACGUCUUCGUGCCGAAUUUCGUCGACGCGAAGGUUGGCAACGUGGAGAUCACGCGGGAGAAUGAAAAGUUGCUUCGAUCGGGGUACGGCGCGCGAUCGAGCGCGGAGUUGGCGGUGUUGACGAGGUGGUUCUCGGCGUCGGACGUGGAGGCGCCGAGGGCGACGCACUUGGAUGUUAUAUUGUACUCGAGGGAACAGUUGGAGCUCGAGCGGGCGGCGGUUCCGAGCAAAGGCGAACGCGCGCCUCUGCCGAACGCGCCGUGGGGAAUCAUCAGCAUCAAGGCGCAGAACGAGGAUUACGAGACGCCGAUGCAACCGAUCACGAUGAUGCGGAACGCGCUCGGGCGCGAACACGGCGGCUCGGGGGUUCCGUUGGAGAAGGACAAGUACGACGCGAGCGUGGCGUAUUGGUCUCGACACGCCCCGAUCGUCGCGAGCGAGGACGGCGCCAACGGCGACUGA
Molecule: messenger RNA, 663 nt
Organism: Ostreococcus tauri
Lineage: Eukaryota; Viridiplantae; Chlorophyta; Mamiellophyceae; Mamiellales; Bathycoccaceae
Product: Protein of unknown function DUF3228
Exons: 1
Coding region: 1-663 (220 amino acids)
Source: RefSeq, a predicted model, not a curated record